AUGACGUCAGUGCUAGGGAUAGCCCUGCUGACUUUCGCCCUGUCGGGGUCUGCUGUAGCCUUUGUCCCCAUCGGGGGUGGGGCCUCCACUCAUGUCAGCAUUACAGCAACGGCUCUAUUGCAGAAAGUGACGGAGACAUGUCGUGUGGUGGCAGAGGCUGCUGGUCACGAGUUCAAACCCACGGGUUUGUCUCCUGAAGAGUUGGUCCAAGCCUGUUUAGGUCCGAGAGCAACAGGAGAAGUAUCUGGUGCCAAGUUUCACUCUGCUCUUCAAGAUAUCUACACCCAGAACGGACUGGUAGACCGUGACUUUGUCAGCAGUGCUCCCCACCACUUCAACUCGGAGAACUUUGUGCAGGGACGUACUCUUAUUAUGGAGGGUAUGGCAGCCAUUAAGGCCAACAUUGGCAAGGAGAACUUCAAGGCUGCCAGGGAAACACUGGGCAGAAUCCUUCAUACACUACAGGACUUCUACAGCCACAGUAACUGGGUCGAGUUGGGAAACACAAAGCCAUACAUCAACCUCAUACGGCCAGAUCUUCCUCUGGAUAACCUGGCAGAUAUUGACACUCCCACCUGCAGCGACUGUGCCAGUGGAACAUGUCCUAAUACCAUCCUCCCCAACAUCCUGAGUGAGAAGAAACUCACAUCAGGCUACAUGGGAAUCUUCUCCUCUGACAAGCCCCAAGGUAAAUGUAGCCAUGGAGGGGAAGCUGACCUGACGAGCACAACACAUCCUCGCGGAGGCAUCAGCAAGGACGAGCGCCGCUCAGACAACGUGGCCCUUCACAACGCUGCUGUCACUAUAGCUACAGCCGCCAGCCUCGAGCUGUUGGAGGACCUCCGCUUAGCUGCCGGGAACGAUGACUAUUUGAGGGACAGGAGGAGGCUCAGGUCAUUCAAUGUGUGCACGAGGCUGCUGCAGAUGUUCUACCAGUCUGUGGUGGCCAGUGUGCUUUUCUUUGCCGUGGUGUGCUGGGGUGGAAACAAAAACACUAGGGACACUGGCAGGCUGAACAAGCUCGUGAGGAAGGCUAGCUCUGUAGUUGGAGUACAACUGGACAAUCUGGAGGAGGUGGCAGAGGGGAGGGCGAGGAGGAAGCUCGACAGAAUCCUAGAGAACCCCUCCCACCCACUCCAUGCAGAGCUAGUGAAGAUGAGGAGUACGUUCAGCCACAGACUCAUCCCUCCACAACAACGCACCAAGCGCCUCGGACAAAUGAUGGGGAUCGCCCGUUCAGCAGUCGUGUGCUUUGUGAUUGACACCACCGGCAGUAUGUCUGAAGACAUUGAUGCAGCUAGGGCGGUUGUUUAUGAAAUCAUUGACAGCAAAAAAGGAACACAGGAUGAGCCAUCAGAGUACAUUCUGGUUCCCUUCAACGACCCUGAUUUUGGACCCAUGAUCAGAACAACAGACCCUGAUAAGAUGAAAAGCGAAAUCGCUAAGCUUAGAGCGAAUGCAGGUGGUGAUACCCCUGAGAUGUGCCUGUCAGGACUUCUGUUGGCUCUCACCGGUGCCCCUUCCUCCUCCUACAUCUAUGUUUUCACCGACGCCGUAGCCAAAGACAUUUACCUCAAGGCAACCGUCAUUGCUCUCACCAGGAGCACCAAGUCCACGGUAUCAUUCUUCCUAACUGCACCCUUUAGGAGGCGCCGCCGUUUCACAAGAGCUGCCAACUUAGACGUCUACAAGGAGCUAGCUUUGGCCUCCGGAGGCCAGGUCGUCCAGGUUUCUAAGAAGGAUUUACCUCAGGCUACAGGCGUCAUCCUUGACACCUCCACUUCAGCUUUGGUAACAGUAAUUCAGCGUGCAAGGAACCCUGGUAAACAGGAGACCUUCCCCUUUAUGUUGGAUGAAUCGCUGAAAAAUAUCACUAUCUACAUCACAGGAACAAAAAUUGCCUUCACACUGACCAACCCUGCAGGUGUGAGCUCAAGCCAGGUUGACACCAUCGGAAAACUGGGAACCCUACAAACAGUUGGCAACCUGUGGAGGAUUCGUCUCAACGCCGACAGCCUGGAAGGAAACUGGCAGCUCAACGUCAACUCCAACCAGCAAUACACACUUAAAGUCACUGCCUUUGUGCUAAGUGUAACACUUCUGAUCUUGGGCUAUGCUAUCUGA
Notothenia coriiceps (black rockcod) is the source of this 2124-nucleotide messenger RNA. NCBI's taxonomy places the organism in Eukaryota, Metazoa, Chordata, Actinopteri, Perciformes, Nototheniidae. The record is from RefSeq and is a predicted model, not a curated record.